Molecule: messenger RNA, 933 nt
Organism: Capsella rubella
Lineage: Eukaryota; Viridiplantae; Streptophyta; Magnoliopsida; Brassicales; Brassicaceae
Product: early nodulin-like protein 3
Exons: 2
Coding region: 99-662 (187 amino acids)
Cellular component (GO): plasma membrane
Molecular function (GO): electron transfer activity
Source: RefSeq, a predicted model, not a curated record
UUAGUGAAAAACAAGAUACAAAACGAGUGACAAACUCAAACCAAACAAAAGAAGGAGAUUUUUGCAGUUUGUAGUAAGCCAAAAAAGAAAACAAAACAAUGGGAAUCAUAGUUCCAGUUCUGACCCUUGUUUUCCUCUUGUUUGCUAAAGUGAGCCAUGGUGCAACCAACCCGAGGGUGAUUCUGGUCGGCGGAUCCGUGGGAUCGUGGAAGGUUCCUGAUUCUCCCAACAACACUCUCAACCACUGGGCUGAGAACAAUCGUUUCAAAGUUGGCGACUUCCUCGUGUGGAAGUACGACAUGAAGGUAGAUUCAGUACUACAAGUGACGAAAGAAGAUUACGAUAGCUGUAACACAGCAAAGCCCUUGAAGCAAUACAAUGAUGGAGUCACAAAGGUUGAGCUUGACAAAUCUGGCCCUUACUUCUUCAUCAGUGGUGCUCCUGGCAACUGCGCAAAAGGCGAAAAGAUUACUCUUGUUGUUUUGUCUGAACGCAAAUCCGGUGGUGGUGGCGCUGGCGCUCCGAAGGCUUCUCCUGCUAGUCCUACGGCUCAAACUCCAGUCUCAGCCCCUGCCCCAGCCCAUAACGCUGCUUAUGGAUUGAAGGUUGGCAACGGUUGGUUCUUGAUCACCGCAGUUGUGAUUGGUUUGGCUAUGGCAUAAUUAGAGGAUUCGCUCGAGAGAGAAUGAGGUUUUUUAAUUACUGAGUUCUUCCAACUUUUAGCAAAAUUUAGUUUAAUUUUUCAAGAUUUUUGAUUCCUUAGUUUUCAUCAUCAUAAAAAGAUCUCUCUUUCUGGUUUGCGUUUAAGUGUUUGGGAUAUUCAGUUAUUCACUAUCAAAAACUUUUUUGUUCUUGCGAUUCUGUAUUUUCAAUUCUUUAAUUUCCAUAUAUAAACAUAUCGUCAGUCAAUAAAUACGAGAUUUGUUGACUCGA